UAAUGGUGUUACACAGCACGGUGUGUCCGCUGUUGUCCCGAUACGAGCGUUUGUGGGUCAAGUCUGACUCAGACAGUUAGAAAGACAUCUUUUUGACCACAUUCCGAACCGGCCUUCGUUGCGUUUAUGGAGCAGCGAGGGAGUCGAUGCAGCAGAAGGAGCUACAAAACGCGGAGACGCUAUGUAUGUUGCGAAAAGUUGAACCCCAACAUGUAAUGAACAUGAAACGGUAGGUGUCGAUUCGGACGUGUUCGAGCAGAAAAGGGCUGUUCUUCUGCAUGCGUGUUAUUUAAAUGGUCCCUGCUCCACACGACCACGGAGGCGACUCACUGAAACCAGCCAAGCGGUGCUCGGUGCUCGUGUGUUCUCGGUGACAUAACGUUGGAACAUGGAUCUGCUGGAGUGUCCGCUGUGCCUCUUCCUCAUGUGCGAACCGCUCACCAUGUCAUGCGGGCACACCUUCUGCCGGAGGUGCGUCGGAGGCUUCCUGCCCUCUAAAUGUCCAACCUGCAAGGAGCGGUUGAAGCCGAAGGAGUCGAAGAGCAUGAGGAACAACGUUCUGCUCAUCGGCCUGGUGGAGAAGUGCUGUCCAGAAGAGACAAAGAUGAAGUGCCAUAUUCUGGAGAAGCUGAAAGCCAAGGAGUUCACGGAUGCCCUGCGGGUGGCCAGUGAUGCUGCGGAUCUAGCUCCUGAUGACCAAAGCUUAAAGAUGUUCCGAGCCGAAGCCAAUGUGGGCCUGAAGUGUUUCUCUGAGGCGCUGAGAGACCUCGAUUACCUUGGCUGCCUUCGCCCCAAUUGGACCGAGGGCUUCUUUCGAAAAGGAAAUGUUCUCCUGGAAAUGGGUCAGCAGACCGAAGCCCUCAUCCAGUUCCACCGCUGCCUCAAACUUCAAUCUGACUUUGUCCCGGCAAAAAGCCAGAUUAAGAAGAUCCUGGAGGCGGAUGGCAUUUUAGUGCCGGACGAUGUGUCUUGUAUCAUGCAGGUGCUGUCGGAAUAUCUAACGGAAUCAUGUCCGAUUGGCAACCUUAGCAGCACUCAGGGGCCAACGCGGCUGGACCCCAUCAAGCCAGCACAAGAGGGCCAAGGAAGAAAAGAGCCUAACCAUGUGAAGAAUGACACGGGUACUGAGUGUUGCCUCAGUCUCUGUCAAGCUGUGUCCUUCCUUCCCGCUGCUGAGGAAGAUGAGGAGAUGAUGAUGAGGAGAGAAGACGGCUGUGGCCAGGGUGGUCAAUGCAGACAAAAGACACUGGAUGUUCUUACCGUGUCAGACUUUGAGUGCCCUCUAUGCAUCAGGUUGUUCUUUGAGCCAGUCACUACUCCUUGUGGUCACACCUUCUGCAAAAACUGCAUUGAAAGGAGCCUUGACCACAACCUGCGCUGCCCUCUCUGCAAGCAGCCGCUACAAGAGUACUUCAAAAACCGAAAGUACAACACGACAGCCCUGCUGCAGGAAAUCAUGGACACCCUGUUCCCGUCCCAGCUGGCGGAGAGAAAACAGGUCCACGAGGCAGAGAUGGCUGAACUCUCCAAUCUCACGAAGGACAUCCCGAUAUUCGUGUGCACGGUGGCCUAUCCUGGAGUGCCCUGCCCCUUACAUGUCUUCGAGCCGCGCUACCGGCUGAUGAUGCGCCGCUGUAUGGAGACUGGAACCAAGAGGUUUGGGAUGUGCAGCUACGAGCAUGGCAAAGGGUUUUCUGAUUACGGCUGCAUUUUGGAGAUUCUGGGUCACGAGCUGCUGCCCGACGGACGCUCCUACGUGGAAACUGUGGGUGGAAACAGAUUCAGGGUCCUCAAAAGGAGCCAGAGAGACGGCUACCACACGGCAGACAUCGAAUACCUGGAGGACCACAAGGUCAGACCGUCACUUGAAGGAAGCGAGUUUGAGCUGCUGCAGCGUCUGCAUGACAGCGUCUAUCAGCAGGCUCAGGACUGGUACCAGCGCCUCGGGAGCCGCAUUCGCGACCAGAUCAACAGGCAAUAUGGUGCCAUGCCGGACAUGGAGGAGAACAUUCAGGCCUCCGCCAACGGGCCAGCCUGGUGCUGGUGGCUGCUCUCCGUCCUGCAGCUGGACCCUGCCUACCAAACCACCGUCCUGUCCCUGACCUCCCUGAAGGAUCGCUUGGGCCACCUGCGUCUGGUCCUGGAGUACUUCUCUCAGAGUUAAACAUCAGCACAACAAAAACAAAAAAACUAAGCUAGACUGCUGGGUGAAACAAAUAGGUAAUGAACGCACUUGUCCAGCUAAACCUUGGUGUCGAACCAGCUUGAAGCUUGAUGCCACUGUUCAAUUGUCUCGUCUUUGGGCCAAAUCGGGUUGAUAGCAUGAAACUUGUUCUUUUUGAAAUGAUCAAGUGCAGCUGUUUGUAUUACACGUUUGAGCUCCGUGUUUUUGAUUCAUUUUCUUUUAUGUCUCCUUUUUAUUUGAAAGGCCGUAGCUCCGGUAUGAUAGCUCACAGGCCAAGUGGUUCUCUAGAUGAACACUUGGUGUCGCCAUUUACACCUUUGACUGCAUGACUACCGCCAGGAUCAGUCGCAGCUCAGCUUCAUCAUCUUCUCCGUCCUGGCUAGGUCUUACCAACACCAUCUUCUCCAUCCUGGCUAGGUCUUACCAACACCAUCUUCUCCAUCCUGGCUAGGUCUUACACACACCGUCUUCUCCAUCCUGGCUAGGUCUUAGCAACACUCGUGUGGAUUAGGAAAACCUGCAAUAAAUACGCUAGUCUCCCUUUUAGAGAUGAUCCUUUUAGAUUCACUGCAACUUGUCAGUGGAGGACUUGUGUGAUGGGUGAGGAUUUCACCACACUGUUUUUGUUAUUUGGCUGUAAAUAACAAACGAUUUGGGUUUUCGCCGCCAUCACCUGUGCAGAGGCUUGAUGACUUACUGGCCUCUGACUGGAGUUGGGGCGCAGCCAGAAUGACGGCCGUGACACCUACCUCUGGCCCUUCAUGUCUCUCUGUUCCUAUGAUGACGGUGCGCUGAAGAGUCUGGUUAUCACGAGACCUACAGGCUGCUCAACAGACUGUGAUCAUGCUGUUGGAAUGUCAAUGCUUAAGAGGACACGGGCGUAACUGGGUGAAACCGAAAGGCUUUUCUUCCUUUGAUAAACGUGCCACAUGUUUUACGUUUUGUUUACCAACUUGAACACUCUUGCCUUUUUCCUCAGUGGAUGUUUAUUUUAUCGUCAGUUUAAUUCCUCAGAACCUCCGGUCUUGCUUUCGUGAUGGAGCUGUUGUGUCGCGUGUCCUAACAAAGGCUGCAGCUAAAACACACAAGUGUGUGUGUGUGAAUAUCAGCGACUGCACACCUUUCCAGCAUCAGUUCUCCCGCUGCUAUGAGAAGCGAUUCAGAGGAAUUCAGUGAAAAAGGGACGGAGGUGUGAGGGCAUGGAGCCACGACCUCCUCAUGAAGCCUUUAAAAGUGAACACAGCAGUAAAAUCCUGGCCAUAAUUGUGACGCCCCUCAUAGUCACACGUCUUCAAACAGAAGAACAAUGUUUGCACGUAACCGAAUCAUUUUUGUACAUCAUUAAUCAUCUUCUUUUAUUGGAUAUUCCUGACUGUCAUUUUUACUCAAUGCUCUCCUCUCAAUUAAUAAAACAUUUGAUUG
Messenger RNA from Synchiropus splendidus (mandarinfish), 3607 nucleotides. It is a transcript of the gene lonrf4, whose product is annotated as LON peptidase N-terminal domain and ring finger 1. Lineage: Eukaryota; Metazoa; Chordata; Actinopteri; Syngnathiformes; Callionymidae. Bases 389 to 2164 code for a protein of 591 amino acids. Gene Ontology annotation, molecular function: protein binding. The transcript has 12 exons. The record is from RefSeq and is a predicted model, not a curated record.